This is a messenger RNA of Vicia faba (fava bean), 573 nucleotides long. Lineage: Eukaryota; Viridiplantae; Streptophyta; Magnoliopsida; Fabales; Fabaceae. The record is from the annotation of a GenBank genome assembly.
AUGCAUACCAUGAAAGGAAACAAACCUCCUACAAAACUUGUGUCUGAUAGCAUUUCAAUGGACUCGCUCUCUUUUAGCGGCCUUGUUUCUAUUCAAGACCAACAGAAAAACCUCCAUUCUCUUCCUACUAACCAGGCGAAACACUCCUUGGUAAGCAAACAUGAGCAAGAAUUCGAGUUUACUAACCCAAAAGUAAACUUGAAUUCACCUGUCAAUCCAAUCAAGAUCACACCUGCUGAUCAGCUUAUUUCCAAUGGUCAACUUCAACUUAAACCACAAGCAUUUGCAUUUGAAACAACUCAGACUUUGAUCGUAACUCCAACCAGUUCCUCGAGAUCAUUACUAGCAAAUCAUAUCAGUAGUGAAAUGGCGAGCGGAAAAACAGGCAGCGGUAUGAAAUAUCAUGAACUUGGCAAAGAAAGCAAACAUACAAACAAGCCAAACACUAUGAAGAGGACAGGGUUUUGCCAGAAAAUUAAGUCUUUUCUAUCACCAUGUCGAGAAUGCCGAACUGCUCAGCAAGGUGCUGUUAAAGCACACACUGUUCAAAGAGAAAAUUUGAAAAUAUACUGA